Physeter macrocephalus (sperm whale) is the source of this 909-nucleotide messenger RNA. Its product is annotated as homeobox protein engrailed-2-like. The coding region runs from base 1 to 909 and encodes 302 amino acids. The record is from RefSeq and is a predicted model, not a curated record. The transcript is spliced from 4 exons. Lineage: Eukaryota; Metazoa; Chordata; Mammalia; Artiodactyla; Physeteridae.
AUGGGGUUGGGGGGGCCGCCCCCGGGCAGGGCGCGCGGCGGCGACGGCGGCUCAGGCGCGCGGCGACUGAGACGCGGGCGGCGGCGGCUCCUGCGCGCGCUCGGGCUCCUGCGGCCGCCCCAUCCCAGCGGCUCGCCCGGGAAGGAGAGCGGGGAGGGCGGCGCGCGGCGGGCUCGUUCCGGCAGCCUGUGCAGCGGCGGCGGCGGCAAGCCCUGCGCGCUCCGGUGCCGCUUCCUCCUCGCCCUCCUUCUCCGGAGAGUUCCUCUCAGUGCAGCGCUGGCGCCCGAGGGGAGGCGCGGAGGGGAAGGGAGGGGACGGGCGGAGGGGAGCGAGGAAAGCGGGGAGGGCCGGAGAGGUUCCGUGCGCUUGUGGCCUCUUUCAUCUAUUCAUAACAAAGCUGAGCCGCCUGCCGCUGCCGCUGCCGCCGCCACCAUCGCCCCUUGGCUCGCCCGGGGCUCCCGGGGCGCGCUAACAGUGCACCGAGCUGGCUCCUGCGCCUGUCCGCCUGCGGGGCUGUUCCAACGUUCGGGUUUUGUUUACGAGAGCAGCGGGGGGGAUACGCAAGGCUCAGGGAACUGGGACCCAGGGCGCCGAAGGGUUGCAGCUGAGGCCCGGAUCUCGGGCCACUGGGAGGCUGCGAGGGCGGCUGACAGAAAGGGGCCCCAGAGGAUGCACAAUACCUCCCAGUGUCCUGAGGCAGCUGAUAGCACCACCAGCACCCUUACCGUCUGGCAGGUGAUCCAGGGGGUGCAGCAGGGGGACCCCGAGGACCCUAUGCACCCCUGGGAAAGGAUCUCUGUCCUGUCUCAGGCUAUUUCCAGGCCAGAGCCCCCAGGGAGCUUUGCUCAAGUCUAUGUGGUCUUCCACGUCGAGGACUUUAUCAGAGCCGCUAGCCCCCUUUGUGACUGA